This is a messenger RNA of Symbiodinium pilosum, 1236 nucleotides long. NCBI's taxonomy places the organism in Eukaryota, Dinophyceae, Suessiales, Symbiodiniaceae. The record is from the annotation of a GenBank genome assembly.
GCUUGGCUGUCCAGCCUGAUGCGCGUGGGGCCUUCCCUGCUUCCGAUCAGCGCAGGAGGCCGCGAGAUGCCCUUUGCUCUGGUGUGGCCACAAGCAGCCUACCUCCACUUCGGGGUGAAGCGAGUAUGGAGCCUGGGUGAGUACACACAGUGGGCGGACCUUUGUGCAGCGCUUUGUGCUUUGGGCGUUCAGGUUCAGCUGAACCCGUACGGCAAAGGGAAGAUGCCCACCGCAGAUCUAUACCAGAAGAACGACCUUGUUUUCACUGACUACGACGGAGUCCAUGGUGGCAAGUCCAAGCAUGCCAUGCCUCCAGCUGACAAAACAUGGCUGCUGGACACCUUUGGCACGGAUGGUACAGUGUUGGAGCAUAAGUUUUGGGGGCGCAUCCGGCCUUUGACGGACUACCCUCUCAACCGCUUCCUGACCCUCAUUCCAGGCUUCAGCACUCGGAACACUUUCCUUGGAGCAGCGACUGUGGCCGGCCGCACUGAGGAUUUUGCCGCGGCGCAGCUCCCUCACCGCAGCUGGCAGUGUGUGCUGUGGAGCAAGGUGCAUCCGUGGUUAAACACAUCCCUUGGGUGGCCAGCAUAUCACCAGAAUCUGCUACGGGAGUACUCAAAGUACUGCAAGGUCAUCGCAACUAUAGACAAGCAGGAUACCUAUGGGACGGAGCGCAUCCUCCAAUCCUGCUGCCCUGAAGUGGACGUGCGCAGUGUCCAGUCUCCGGCAGCCUUCCGCGAGUUGUUGCAAGCCUCAGCCGUCUACGUUGGUGUAGGGGAGCCCUUGAUCGCGCCCUCGUGCUUCGAAGCUUUGAGUGCAGGAACUCAUGUUAUUCAACCCCGUUUCCCGGAGCCACGCACAGUGCCCAACAAGCCCAUCACACAGAAGUGGACGUCCCAACAUCCCUUCCUGGAGCAGGUGCCAGAGCCUUUUGCUUAUACUGUCGAUCCGGAGGACUUGAAGGCCUUGGGCGGGACUUUCCGAAAGCUGCGUAUGGCCUUUGACUCUGUUUACGGGAAGGGGGCAGUAGCGCUCAACACUACGCUGCGGAACUUCUAUGCAACGGGGGAGUACCCGGGCAGGGAAGUCUACUCCACGGAGGGCUUCCUACAGCGAGUAGCGCACAUCGUCAACAGCACUAGGAGCCUUGGGCCAGAAGACUGGGAGUGGGAACGACAAGACCAUCCACAGCUGCUUCCCUCCAGGGCAUUCCCGGCAAAAGCGGACGGCUAG